Messenger RNA from Cynara cardunculus var. scolymus (artichoke), 849 nucleotides. Its product is annotated as probable pterin-4-alpha-carbinolamine dehydratase, chloroplastic. Gene Ontology annotation, molecular function: 4-alpha-hydroxytetrahydrobiopterin dehydratase activity. The transcript has 3 exons. Lineage: Eukaryota; Viridiplantae; Streptophyta; Magnoliopsida; Asterales; Asteraceae. Gene Ontology annotation, biological process: tetrahydrobiopterin biosynthetic process. Bases 88 to 723 code for a protein of 211 amino acids. The record is from RefSeq and is a predicted model, not a curated record. Gene Ontology annotation, cellular component: plastid.
CAGAGCUCGCUCUUCCUCCGUCUGCAGGGAGAGAAGAUAAGAAAGUGCUCCCUUUUUUCUCAAUUCAAGAAGAGGGUGUUCUCUCAAAUGGCGGUUUUUGCCACUCUAUGCUUCGCUCCUUCAUUUACUUUCUCUGCAAACCAAACCCAUAACCCUGCCAUUCUAUCUCACCAUCAUAUUCUUGGUCGAGGGUCGACAACUAUAAGAACAAAACGUCUUGCUCUGGGCAACGAUUCUCUGGGUGACUUUGGUGCUAGAGACCCUUUUCCAGCAGAGAUAGAGACCAAUUUCUGUGACAAAGUGGGUGUUUAUGACACUGAGCACAAGAUUCUAAUCCCUACUGUUGCUGCUAUGUCUCUUUCUCAACAAGAAUGCACUCCAAUUUCCCAUCUGCGGUUUCCGAUUCCCGAGGAGGAUGCGCAGAAGCUAUUGAGAAAGGUUAUUGGGUGGAGACUGGUAAACGAAGACGGAAAGCUAAAGCUACAAUGCUUGUGGAAGCUUAGAGAUUUUGAAUGUGGGGUAGAACUCAUAAACAGAAUCUUCAAGGCUGUAGGAUCUACAGGCCAUUUUCCUAACCUUCACCUGGAACAGUCCAAUCAAGUUAGAGCCGAGCUGUGGACUUCUUCCAUCGGAGGCUUGAGCAUGAACGAUUUCAUUGUCGCUGCAAAAAUUGACGACAUUAGAACUUCAGACCUUGUUCCCAGGAAAAGAGCUUGGGCAUAAUCUGCAGAAAAACUGUUCUAUCAAGAACAAUGACUCGUUGAUAUGAUUUUAUCGACAUACUCGAGUCCGAGGUGUAACAAUCCCAGAUAUAAGUAAAUGCAUAUAUAUCGAAUAACGGUUGCAUAA